GAUUGGUUGUUAUCCCUUCGGCUCUCCAACACCGCCUACACCAACCGGAUAUAGGGGCAGGGUUUCCGCUUCCGUCUUCUCCCUCCCGCUUGUCGUCGGGUCGCGGUCGCCGCCACAGCAGCCGCUGCGGGGCGCGGUGUUGGUGGGUCGGUUGGCUUGUCGCUCAGCGUCGGUGUCCGUGCCGUUGAACUGCCCGCCAUGACUGAACUUGAUCCGUUCGGCGCUCCUGCCGGCGCCCCUGGCGGCCCCGCGCUAGGGAACGGGGUGGUCGGUGCCGGCGAAGAAGACCCGGCCGCGGCCUUCUUGGCGCAGCAAGAGAGCGAGAUUGCGGGCAUCGAGAACGACGAGGCCUUCGCCAUCCUGGACGGCGGUGCCCCCGGGCCCCAGCCGCACGGCGAGCCGCCAGGGGGUCCGGAUGCCGUGGAUGGAGUGAUGAAUGGCGAGUACUACCAGGAGAGUAAUGGUCCAACAGACAGUUACGCAGCUAUUUCACAAGUGGAUCGAUUGCAGUCAGAGCCUGAAAGUAUCCGUAAAUGGAGAGAAGAGCAAACGGAACGCUUGGAAGCCCUUGAUGCCAAUUCUCGGAAGCAAGAAGCAGAGUGGAAAGAAAAAGCAAUAAAGGAGCUAGAAGAGUGGUAUGCGAGGCAGGACGAGCAGCUACAGAAAACAAAAGCAAACAACAGGGUGGCAGAUGAAGCUUUCUACAAACAACCCUUCGCUGACGUGAUUGGUUAUGUCACAAACAUAAACCAUCCUUGCUACAGCCUAGAACAGGCAGCAGAAGAAGCCUUUGUAAACGACAUAGACGAGUCGUCCCCAGGCACUGAGUGGGAACGGGUGGCCCGGCUGUGUGACUUUAACCCCAAGUCCAGCAAGCAGGCCAAAGACGUCUCCCGCAUGCGCUCUGUCCUCAUCUCCCUCAAGCAGGCCCCCUUGGUGCACUGAAGAGCCACCCUGUGGAAACACUACAUCUGCAAGAUCUUAAUCCUACUCAGUGAAGCUCUUCACAGUAAUUGGAUUAAUUAUGUUGAGUUCUUUUGGACCAAACCUUUUUGUCUUUAGAGUUGAUCAUUGUUUGUGAUUGCAUGUUUCCUUCAGCUCUGUUCUCGCUGGCAGCCAGAGAGGAGGGGGAGGAGUGGGGGGGGGGAAGCCCCCCAAAGGUAGCCUCAACCUCUACUUUUGUGCAUUAUUCUGAGAAUAAAUUUGUUUCAAACAAA
This is a messenger RNA of Odobenus rosmarus divergens (Pacific walrus), 1217 nucleotides long. RefSeq names its product clathrin, light chain A (gene CLTA). Gene Ontology annotation, molecular function: clathrin heavy chain binding; structural molecule activity. The transcript is spliced from 7 exons. The record is from RefSeq and is a predicted model, not a curated record. The coding region runs from base 199 to 945 and encodes 248 amino acids. Gene Ontology annotation, cellular component: synaptic vesicle membrane; clathrin coat of trans-Golgi network vesicle; postsynaptic endocytic zone cytoplasmic component. NCBI's taxonomy places the organism in Eukaryota, Metazoa, Chordata, Mammalia, Carnivora, Odobenidae. Gene Ontology annotation, biological process: clathrin-dependent endocytosis; clathrin coat assembly; intracellular protein transport.